CCCUUCGGACCUGGCUCUGACCAUACAGAGACCUGAUAGACGCUUUCCAGACAGAGCGACCGAGCCUUUUCUCUCCUGGCAUCCCACAGCCUACUCUUCUCGACUAACUGCGGCCUCUGGCCAGAUUUCACCCUGAAAGGAUGCUCCAGACCUUGUAUGAUUACUUCUGGUGGGAACGUCUGUGGCUGCCUGUGAACUUAACCUGGGCUGACUUAGAAGACCGAGAUGGACGGGUCUACGCCAAAGCCUCCGACCUGUAUAUCACACUACCCCUGGCCUUGCUCUUCCUCAUCGUUCGAUACUUCUUUGAGCUUUAUGUGGCUACACCACUGGCUGCCCUCCUCAAUGUAAAGGAGAAAACUCGGCUGCGGGCACCUCCUAAUGCCACCUUGGAGCAUUUCUACCUGACCAGCGGCAAGCAGCCUAAGCAGGUAGAAGUAGAGCUUUUGUCCCGUCAGAGUGGGCUCUCUGGGCGCCAGGUAGAACGCUGGUUCCGCCGCCGUCGCAACCAGGACCGGCCCAGUCUCCUCAAGAAGUUCCGAGAAGCCAGUUGGAGAUUCACAUUUUACCUGGUUGCCUUCAUUGCCGGAAUGGCCGUCAUUGUGGAUAAGCCCUGGUUCUAUGACAUGAGGAAAGUUUGGGAGGGAUAUCCCAUACAGAGCAUCAUCCCUUCCCAGUACUGGUACUACAUGAUUGAACUUUCUUUCUACUGGUCACUGCUCUUCAGCAUUGCCUCUGAUGUCAAGAGAAAGGAUUUUAAGGAACAGAUCAUCCACCAUGUGGCCACCAUUAUCCUCCUUAGCUUCUCCUGGUUUGCCAAUUACCUCCGAGCGGGAACUCUCAUCAUGGCUCUGCAUGACUCUUCAGACUACCUGCUGGAGUCAGCCAAGAUGUUCAACUACGCUGGAUGGAAAAAUACCUGCAACAAUAUCUUCAUCGUCUUUGCCAUUGUUUUUAUCAUCACUCGACUGGUCAUCUUGCCCUUCUGGAUCCUGCACUGCACCCUGGUGUACCCGCUGGAGCUCUAUCCUGCCUUCUUUGGUUAUUACUUCUUCAAUGCCAUGAUGGGAGUGCUGCAGACGCUGCAUAUCUUCUGGGCGUACCUCAUUUUGCGCAUGGCCCACAAGUUCAUAACUGGAAAGCUGGUAGAAGAUGAACGCAGUGACCGCGAAGAAACAGAGAGCUCAGAGGGGGAGGAGGCUACAGCUGGGGGAGGAGGCAAGAGCCGGCCCCUAGCCAAUGGCCACCCCAUCUUCAGUAACAACCAUCGUAAGAAUGACUGAACCAUUGUCCCAGCUGCCUCCCAGAUUAACGCAGAAAGCCAAGGAACUAGCCAACCUUCCUCAUAGGGUCACUUCAAGCUCUGGGGAGAUCUACAGAGAAGGGGAAAGGAGACUUCUGUGUUCUUUCUCCUCUGUCACCCUGUUGCCUUUAAACCAAAUUCUAACCAGCCCGUCCUCAUAGAGGAGACUGGUUAUAUCCUGUAUUAGAGGGGAAUGGUUUUAGUGUCCUUUCUGUUCACUAUUAUCCUUUCUAUAGCUUUUGAGAUCCCUACUCAGCUCUGGGAGUGGGGGUAUGAUCCACAUUCCUUGUUCUAGAGAAUUUGGCCCUGUUUGCCUUUGACUCCCUGAAUGCCACAGCCAGGGUCGUGCCUUACUGUCCCAUCCGUGGGCCUCAUUCUGCCAAAGCUGGACCAAGGCUCACUUUUCUAAGCUUCCUGACUUGGGUCAGAAACCAAAGCUAAACUGACUCUUAACUUUUUCCAACUUUUUUCCUAAAGACGGAACAGACUGUGUAUAGGAGGGUACGCAGCACCCUUACCCUACUUCUGCCAACAAGUGGGGUAAUACUGGGGACUGCUCAGAUGGUCGUGCUGCUUACUUCUCUGCCAGCUGUCCCUAUGGCCACAAGUCCAAGGUCUUCCAACUUCUCCUUUCUGUCCUCUUUUCUUCAGCUAGGCUAGCUGGUUUGGAGUAGAAUGGCAACUAGUUCUAAUUUUUAUUUAUUAAACAUUUGGAGUUUUGGUUUUAAAGCCAGAAUUACAGCUAGCACCUGGCAUUUCAGCAGAGGGACCAUUUCAGACCAAAAAUGUACUGUUAAUGGUUUUUUUAAUUAAAAUAUAUUAAAGAUUAAAUAAAACGUGGCAACAAGGAUCAGACUAUUAGGAACUGAUGAGGAAUUAACUAAAUAAACUAAGAUAGUUUUUCUUA
Molecule: messenger RNA, 2210 nt
Organism: Ictidomys tridecemlineatus (thirteen-lined ground squirrel)
Lineage: Eukaryota; Metazoa; Chordata; Mammalia; Rodentia; Sciuridae
Source: RefSeq, a predicted model, not a curated record